Thermothielavioides terrestris NRRL 8126 is the source of this 2481-nucleotide messenger RNA. RefSeq lists its product as uncharacterized. Lineage: Eukaryota; Fungi; Ascomycota; Sordariomycetes; Sordariales; Chaetomiaceae. The record is from RefSeq and is a predicted model, not a curated record. The transcript is spliced from 2 exons. The coding region runs from base 881 to 2281 and encodes 466 amino acids.
CAUCUCGUUCCUCCAAAAUAGCUCUCCAUUGUCUUGGCGCUCCCAAGCCUCGAACAGAUCAGCCUCAACUGUUGGCCGCCAUGGCUCGCAGACGCCGAGCCGACGGAGAACCGAGGCGGACAGGAAGCGUCUCAGGGCCACGGCCCCUACCGACGACACCCCUCUUCCGACUAUCAGCCGGUUCUUCCAGGAACGUUCUGGCGGGGGAGAGACCGCUCAGCCGCUCGUCCAAUACGACGAAGAAGCCCUGGAGCGAAUGAGGCAGAAGUUGCUCGCGAAGAAGGACUAGGGGACCAUUCGAGAGCCUCUGCCGAUUUCACCAACGGGACCCCAAGCUGCCAGAUCACGGAGCGGGAGCGGGAGCCCGGCUGAAGGUUCGCAAAGCGCCAGGAAGAGACAAUCCCACAUUCUUGGUGACGGGCACCAGGCUCUCAAACGUCGAAAACUUCAUCUGUAUCCGCUUCGCCGCGAUGAUGUGAGGAUCCGGAUUGGAAGCCAGGAGAGGCAUCCUGGGGACAGCUCCAGUAUUUCCAGGCUGAAAGCGGCCCAUUCAACCCGCCAUGUACAGGUUGAGGCCGACCGGCACGCUCGACCGAUAGUCUCGCAACGCAUAGAUGGUGACGUGACUCUCCGCCAGUCGCAGCACGGAAAGAAACGUCCGUCACCGCCCUCGGCACCCGCGGACGGCACCCCAAGCUCCCAAAGUGAGAGGGAUGGGCGUUGUUGCGUCUCGAGUGAUGCUGAGGGCCGGGUUUUGGCAACAUCGUUUCCCUCGUUCGCAAAUCCACUCUCAGUUCGACCAGUACCCGAGUCUUUCUACUGUCGCGACCGAUUCGACUCCGAAGAUACUGGCACAGCCGUUGCACAGGUUGGACGGGAUAUGUUUCCCGUGCCCCCGUCGCAGAAGACGGAGAACAGCACUUGGCGAAACUGGCUGGUGCAACCCAGCAGCCCCGUAAGCAGCGAUGUUGCCGUCAAGGGGAGCCGAUUGUCGUUCGAGCACCGAGUCAGCCCCGGGGUCAGUGAUAUCUGUCGACCGGGGCAAGUGCCCGGACAAUCCUCGCACCCGAUUCCUGGCUUCACCGUCGGGCCGCCACAGCGGUAUCACUAUGGUGAAUCUCGGGAUUUCGACAAGCCGCCUAGCUCCAGCGACUCUUCGGCGAUCCUGAGUCGGUAUGAAGACCUCGUUGCCAGGCUUCGGCGGCUUGAACAAUUCGACACGCCUACGUCUCGCGAUGGGCAAAAUGAAUCAGUUCUGAGGAGCAGUGCAGAGCUCGAUGUACCCAGUGGGGGUAUUGAGGCCCAUGGAGCAGAAACAGAAUCUCCCGGAAGUGACCACGCCCAGCGGAUAGCUGGUGUUUCACUCGAAGCCCACAGUCAGGGACGGGAAGGUGUUGCUGCCAGCAACAUCGAAGCAAUUCCUUCCAUACCAGCCGUCAGCUCAUCUCCGCAGCCGCCAGUGGCUAUCCAAGAAAGUCAUGUGCCGUCGGACGGAACCGAUCCAGACCAGGCUUGGAAGACAUUCGUCUUCGGCGACGUGGAUAGUGAAGAUGUCAGCAAAGCAGCAUUUGAGCAAGCCAAACAUGACGCAAUUAGAGACAUCCUGCCAUCAGCCUCACCCGACGAACGACCCGAGUCUGAUGGAAACAGCAACGUCGCAACUGUCGGCACGUUCUACGCAACCCAUGAAGAUGAGACUUCCGAAUCCAUCAAAGCCAACUGUGAAGCGUCUGCCAGCUCUGGAGCCGAGCACGGUCUCUCCUUGACUGGGACCGAAUCGGAGUUGGUGACCGGCGUCUUGGAUGAGUCUGCCGAGGCUCCAAGCAUCGAGGUUAACGUCAGCAUCGGCAGUGCAUCGAGUUGUGAAAGCCCCGCCGAAGAUUCCACUGCCAACACACCGAUAUUGGCGCCGGACCCCGGAAGCACCGCAUCAGAGUCACACGCUGGCGCGCCUUCGAUGACCACCUCCCUCGCGGUUGCGCCCGCCCUGUCCCAUGUUGCGCCGAGUGAAGCAGGGCCACCGGGGGAUCAGUUCCGGUUUGUCCAACCCAAGCUCUUUGUCGGCAAACGCUCGAGCGUGUCACAGUUCAGACCGGCCCCAGAGCCGGGUGUCGGGAUCAGCCUCACAAAGAGGCGGAGGGGCCGGCCGAAGAAGCGGGCCAACGACGGCCGGGCUGAUAUACGGGCCCUGCCCAACUACAGCAGUGAUCCAAUCGAGGAUUUCGAAGAGGAGCAGCCACGGGCAGCCAAGUCUCUCUUCCCUGCACUCGAGCUGUCUUAGUGGCUGAAGGGGGAAGCCGAAUCUGCCGCAUCUGGAUGGGUGCUCAUGAAUAGUCCCUGUCUGAAACCGGGGGUGGGGAUGCCAGAUGCCCCCAGCUAGCUUCACUGUAGCUUUCGUCUCCCAACUUUGCUCCAAGCAGAAGCUCUGGGCGAUCUCUUCUCAAAUGCCGAGCACGUCUGGCCAACUCGGCCUCGACUUAG